Molecule: messenger RNA, 1561 nt
Organism: Aspergillus fijiensis CBS 313.89
Lineage: Eukaryota; Fungi; Ascomycota; Eurotiomycetes; Eurotiales; Aspergillaceae
Product: putative DNA repair protein Rad1
Exons: 6
Coding region: 116-1561 (481 amino acids)
Biological process (GO): DNA damage checkpoint signaling; protein N-linked glycosylation; DNA repair
Cellular component (GO): checkpoint clamp complex
Source: RefSeq, a predicted model, not a curated record
CGUUGCUAGGACUCUAUAUCAAAGCAAUCUUCUCUUCUGUUUCAUUUUGUGAAGCGUUUCUCUUGUUCCUAACAAAGCCUUCCUCUACCAAAUUGUUCUUGUUCGUCACGCCUCAAUGUCUCUGAACCAAGUCUGGGAGGCAGCUUCUGCGAGCCCUUAUUCUCCCCUUAUCGCGAAAGAUAGCCAGUUCUUCGUCGGCUUUAGUCUCCUGCUUGCUGCCUUCAUACUUACUGGUCUCUUUGGAUUGAACCGUUCAUUCACCAGCAUUGCCCUGUUCGGCGUCCCAGCAUCGCUGGCGUUUGGCUUCGGAGCCGUCUAUAUGAUCUGUGCCGUUGGAGUUUACUUGAAAACCAAAAAAACGAAGCAUAUAUCUACACCACCUUUCCAGAAAACCAUGGCGGACGUGGAACCCAUCUUCACCGCCGUCUCCAGCAACGCCCACCACCUCUACACCCUCCUCCAAUGCAUCGGAUUCGCGCCCAAGGCCACCGUGCAGCUCACGCCCGACGGCAUCCGCUUCUCCGUGGAAGAAACCCGAACGGUGCAGGGGCUUGCAUUCCUCGACAAGGCCCUCUUCACCAGUUACACCUUCAAUCCACCACCAGCCGCAGCUCGCACCCCCACCGACGAGCAUAGCAGCAACCAUGAUGACACCGAGCCCCCCUCCACCGACGACCCAACCUCCUACUACCCGUGCUUCGAAGUCUCGCUCACCGCCCUUCUCGAAACGCUCAAGAUCCUCGGCAUCAACGACAACUCCACAUCCGGCGGCAGCGGCUCCUCCCGCGCCGGCAGCGUGCAACCGGCCCCUUCCCACAGCGCCUUCACCACGCCAGCCCUCCUCCUCGACCGCUCGUGCACCCUCCGCUACGCCACAGAAGGCAGCCCCUUGAGCAUCACGCUCACCGAGACCGGCAUCCAGACCACCUGCGAAUUAACCACAUACGAGCCCGAAGGUGGCGAGAUCGAAAUCCCCUUGCAACGCGACGCGAUCAUCAUGAAGAUCAUCAUGCGGUCGGCCUGGCUCCACAACGCCAUCACCGAGCUGGCAGCCACGGACCCGACCGUCCUCAAAAUCUCGGCCUCCGCGACCCACGAGCCGUUCUUCGCGUUGGCCGGCGCCGGCGGCUCGUUCAGCGAGUCCUCCGUCGAGUUCUCCGUCGAGAAUCAGCCCCCCACCGCAUCCGGUGCCGCUCCCCGUGAGGAUAAUGAUGAGGGUGCCUCCCGCGCGAAACGAGCCCGCCUCGCCCCGACUGUCACCGAGACAUUUCUGGUCAGUCCACCCUCCUCGUCAUCGUCGAAGGGGGGGUCGCAGCACAUCCGACAGGAUUACAGGUUCAAGGCGAUCCAGAAAGCGAGCCGCGCGAUGGCCGUGGCGAAUAAGGUCAGUAUACGGGGCGAUCGGCAGGGGGUGCUGAGCUUGCAGUUCAUGAUCGAGUCCGAUGUCCAUGCUGGCACCAGUGGGGCGAGGUUGUCGGCUAGAGGGGGUUUGGCGCCUGUGGUCAGUUUCGUAGACUUUCGGUUCGUGCCGUUGUUGGAUGAUGACGCGGAGGUUCUUUAG